Oncorhynchus kisutch (coho salmon) is the source of this 4057-nucleotide messenger RNA. Its product is annotated as growth arrest-specific protein 1. Gene Ontology annotation, biological process: regulation of cell cycle. The record is from RefSeq and is a predicted model, not a curated record. The transcript has a single exon. The coding region runs from base 970 to 1719 and encodes 249 amino acids. Lineage: Eukaryota; Metazoa; Chordata; Actinopteri; Salmoniformes; Salmonidae.
ACAGAUUUGUUUUUUCUGCACUUAAAAGUGGAGCAGUGGGUGCAGAUGUGAGCUUCUAGCAAUGGAAUGCUUUCUGUCGACUGCUAGGGGGCUUGUGUGCGCCCCACACUCACUACCUCCCCAAACGUUGACGUGUUUUGUAAAGGGGACCACACAGGUCGUGAGUUUCAUUAAAUUUAUAAACAUUUUAUUUAUCCUGUAUGACGAGCAGAUUGCCAAAAACUACGUUGCUAUAGAAAUGAGUCCCACGAACUCCUCAAUGACGACCAAUCGUUGACCAGGAUUGUAAAUGGGAGAGGGGGCAAGGAAAACUUUCCUUUCUUUUUCUGGAAAAGGAGGGGUGUUGUGGGGAAAAGAUUAACGAAGCGUGAAGCGUAACUGCAAGAGGGGGACAAAGACACAUAGCGAGAGGAAAUGCUACAGUGAGAAGAGGCAGUCCUAAUGAAUUCAACCAAAAUAGUAUGGAAUGGAACAUGGAAAAUAUGAACGUUUUUUAAAGCCAAGAAAGUUGGACAUAUUUUGAAAAACAAGAGUAAAGAGUUAUGCUUUCAAACGAGGGCACGACAUGUGGAUAGUAGGUGUCCGAACUUUGGACUGCGCAUGUGGUCACUUGUUGUUCCAUUUUUACUGACACGACUGUGACAUAUUUGCGAGGGAUAGUGUUGCUUUGUUGCGUAGCUGACUCUAUGCAAAGGAUUUCAACAUUGUUACUCAUCCGUCCCAGACUGGAUUCAUUCUACCGCAUAAAACGGACUAUUAUUCCACAACUGUCAAGCGUGUAUUGGAGAGACAGAGGGACAUCUUUAGGUUUGUAGCUAGGCCUACUAAACACAUUUAUGUUUGGACCAUAAACGCCUCAUACUAAAUGGGUUUAUUAGUUACAUGACGUUUUAAAUUCAUCAUAGACUUGGCUGUCCCGCACUAACUGGAGGAAAAUGUGCGCAUCGUCGAACUAGAGCUCUCUCCAGCAUGAACAGUUGGUGCAGCGCUCUGGCGCUCUUCUCAUCGGUGCUGUUGGCGCUAGAUGCCCAGUUAAUAUGUUGGCAAGCCCUGCUCCGAUGCCAUGAGGAGGCAGACUGUGAGCUUGCAUAUAGCCAGUAUCUAGCCGCCUGUGAAGGAAACAUUAGAGGCACCAGGAGGCAAUGCCCCAGCCACUGUAUCAACGCGUUGAUAAGACUGAAUCACACCCGCAACGGUCCUUACCUCGAGAGGUGUGACUGUGGUCAGGACAUGGAGUGUAGGGAUGCAAAGCGGGCGAUUGAGCCAUGCCUCCCCCGAAGGUAUCCUGGAGACGCGGGGGGGAUAGGAUGCACAGAGGCCCGUCAACGCUGUGAGGAGGACACCGGCUGCCACUCCUCCCUGACAGCCUACUUGUCUUACUGUGGGCAACUCUUCAAUGGCAGGAAAUGCUCGUCCAGGUGCAAGGCCACAAUACAACAGAUGCUAUUCAUCCCAAAUGGCAUGCUACUAAACCAGUGUGUGUGCGACGGGGUGGAAAGGCCGUUCUGUGAGGUAGUCAAGGAGAACAUGAGCAAACUUUGCCAGAUUGGAGACCACAGUGUUAUUUCAGACCAGGCAGAUAUGGACGAUAUGUAUGAGGAUGAAGACUAUGAUUCGAAAACAGAGGAGAUAUAUCCUCCUGACUCAAAUUCUAGUUCCUCGCAGCUGUCGAGCUAUAUGGCCUUAUUAUGCAUAAUUCUUGCACGGAUAUUCUUUUGAGAAUGAAUGUGACCUCUUGUUGUGACCUCUCAGUUGGACAGACAGGACAGUCUGCUCGGGGACGGGUCCAAUCUAAUGAGCACGUGGGUUUGAUGUAGCGAAUACUAUUUGCUCCUAGUAAUCUCCUAUGGGCCUAAUUGAUUUUUCAUAUUUUGAUGUGAUGCCUUAAUCUGGGACACAAGAAUGGUCAGGACAUUCAGACCACCAAUUCAGUUUGCAAACUAGACCUAGGCUACUCAUGAAAUAUCCUAGGUCGAAACUGUUCUGGAGUGUAAAGAUCCAUAAAGUGAUUGUUUAGGGAGAAGUGAACCAAACUUGACUUCAUUGUAACGAUACUCCUCAUUGGGCAUUGCAUCCAUUACUUCUGGGCUACCUUUUAAACUCUUAUGCCUAUUUGUUUAGUUUCGUCUCAAUGGUCCUUGGAGUGUGGCUUUAUUAAGACUUAAGAUAAACAUUGGACCAGUCCAGUUUCUGUUUGCUUUCCUCUCUAUUUUAGGGGCCUCUGCAUUGUUGCAGCCAUCACACUUCAAAUAUUUGUAGGGAACUGCCAGUGAACAGACAAGGGUUUGGAAUCAAGUAGGCCUAGUUAAAUUAGCUGAAGUGCCUCUCCAGCAGCCCCCCUACCCCCCAUGACACAUCCCCCACUCUUGAUAGUUUUAUUUAAAAUGUCCCCCCUUUAGGGACCCCCUUUCUUUAUUGAAAGCAAGAAGUCACCCUUCUCCUUAUAGACUGGCCUCUAAAAGAUGAAUGUGGGCUUAUGAUAGACUUAUAUGGACAAAAGAAGAGGCACUACUGUUUUUUCUCUGAAAAAAAAUAAGAAAUACCAGUUUAUUACUAUGAACAGCAGUACAUAAGCUACUUGUUAAUAGGUCUAGUUUAAUUUAUUAUUCAUUUCAUAUAAAGUGUAAUGGGUUCCUUUCCAGGACAGAAACAUGAUUGACAGUUAGCCUAGAUAUUUAGUAAGAAGGGAAAAAGCUAAGAAGUUAUUUUUUAAUGAAGCUAAUCCUUCCCGUGUCUUGUCAUUAUCUUUACAAGAUGUCACUUGAAGUUUUUCUAAACUAAUCUUUGUUUUUGUAAUGAUCGUCAAUGUCAUUUCUUUUUUAUUCCACCUUGUUGGGUAGAUGCUGGUCCAUAGGGAAAUGUAACUGUCAUGUUGAUGUUAAAUUAUAUACAUAAAAAAAGGAAUUUAUGUUUUACAUGUAUAUGUCAUAUAUUAAUGCUGUAAAUUAGUGUCCAAUUUUGUCCAUUGUGACUUUGCAGUCAAUACACCACCUCAUGAAUAAUAUGGCAGUAGUUUACAUGUACAAAAACAAUGUUUUUGAAACAAUUCUGCAGGUAGAUUUGUCAUCUCAACCAGUGUGGAAAAAAAUAAUGGAUACCUGUUAUAUAUGGAAAAUAAUUUAUGUAAUAAAAUGAUUAAGUGUGAGUCAAAAAGUCCAACUGUUUAUUUGACAUCCUGUAUGUUAUUCAAAAGUAGGAAUGUUUCCCAACCCCCAACUAAAUAAAACAUCACACCAAAACUAUCAGACCUAAAGUAUAGGAAAAUGUAACUGCUGGAACUAGAGAAGAAGACUGGAAUGUUCAAUAAGGGAAAAAUGUCAUUUUGGAUCAGGCUCCAAAGUCACGUGUCGCCUGAAAAUGUGAACUUGUGCCAUUGCCAAGCAAAGCUAAAGGACCAGCAGACAUUGAAUCGUUUUAAAUAUCUACUGUGUUGAUCUUUGAAAUGAUACCCUUGCAAUUCUGGUAGUCCUGGCAAUAGCAACUUUUACAUGAAAAGACAAAACAGGACCUCUCACUACUAUUGUCUUCUCAUAUCAUCCAUCUUCCCUGGAAUUUGUAAAAAGUUUUUAGAGACACAUAUUUUGUUGACACAAUAUUAAAUCAAGUCCUAGAACAGGGUGAUUGCAUCUAAAUGAAUGCCUCCUGUGGCUGCUGAAACCACAAGUAACUUUCUGACUGCUGUGUACCUUUCAUAAUACCAGCAUUGUGUAAUACUUUAGGGAUCAGGCCCAGUGUAACUGAAACCCAAGUAGGAAUGUUAAGUGUCUGGCUGCACAAUACAUCUUAUUUGGAAGAGUAGGCCAGGACUCUCUGUGCUCUUUGAGACAUUUCUGGUUUAAGUUACUGCUUCCUGGUAAAUUGUGUCUAAUUACUUGUGUGUAAAUGGCACUUUCUGUGUCAGUGUUAAAAGGUCAGCCACGACUCUUGAGAAUGCAGGAUUGUGCAUUUGAUCGUUUAGCCUUACAGUGCUUCUCAGUUCUCUUGGUCUUCAAUUACCUUUUCAGAUAAAUAAUAUGGAAAUAUAGCACAUUAAUAAAUGUAUCACUUUUAUAACACA